CUUUUUUUUUUUUUUACAGCAUUUUAUUGCAUUUUUCUCCUCUCACAAUGAAAUGUUGCUGAGUAUCUAAACGGCGUCGUGCUGGGUGUUUGAUGCAGAAGCGAAAGCCAAGUCUCAGUCUCUCUCUCCCCCUCUCUCCCUCCACCAGCUGCCGCUCCGUCUGUAUACCUUCGAUACGACCGAUACUGGGUUUAUUGGAGUUGAAUUGCUUGCAGGAAAAUGCAUCCCCCUUUGACAUUGCACAGGCAUCCAAUAUUAUUGAGCAGUUCCAACAGUGUCAUUUGGACCACCCCAUUGGAAAAUUCUUUGGUGAAUGUAAAAUGUAGACUUCGCCUUUACAAUAAAAUUUUGAAGUCCUGCAGAAAGCUGUGAAGCGGAAGGCAAAUUUUGAAGAGAGUAAGAAACUUAAAGAAAGGCUUCAGACAUUGAGGAAGGAAGCUGCUGAGAGGAGCCCUGAGCUGAAGAAUUAUAUGUGAGCUUAACAAUGAAGUGGGAAGUGUUGUCUGAAACUCUCAUAGAUUCUGAAUUUAGAUUCCAUAGGACAUUAUUUUGUGCUUAAUGAAUAGAAUGACUGCACAUUGCCACAAAGUGAAGGAUAAUCCGGAUGAUAGUUCAUUGCAUAUUGCGUAAAUAUGUCUUUCUUUUUUUCCUUUUUUUUUUCUGUGAAUGGAAAAUAAUUUGAUUCCCCGUAGAAAGCUUUUGAAAGGUCAUGAACUUUCAUUAAUGUGUUAAAUACGUAUGUAAUUACCAGGAGACAUUAAUGCGAUCUCAGAUUAUCAAUGGAGUUGUAAAUUUCAUUAGUC
This is a messenger RNA of Manihot esculenta (cassava), 803 nucleotides long. Its product is annotated as COX assembly mitochondrial protein 2 homolog. Bases 93 to 326 code for a protein of 77 amino acids. The transcript is spliced from 4 exons. The record is from RefSeq and is a predicted model, not a curated record. Lineage: Eukaryota; Viridiplantae; Streptophyta; Magnoliopsida; Malpighiales; Euphorbiaceae. Gene Ontology annotation, cellular component: mitochondrion.